This is a messenger RNA of Vitis riparia (riverbank grape), 1531 nucleotides long. Its product is annotated as protein diaphanous homolog 2-like. The record is from RefSeq and is a predicted model, not a curated record. The transcript has a single exon. Bases 46 to 1056 code for a protein of 336 amino acids. Lineage: Eukaryota; Viridiplantae; Streptophyta; Magnoliopsida; Vitales; Vitaceae. Gene Ontology annotation, biological process: plant-type secondary cell wall biogenesis.
AUUCUAACCAUCUUCUUCAAAGUUUCCACUAUCCAUAUCACCUCAAUGACUUCUUCCCAGAUCAAUUACUACAACUUCCCACCUUUUUCUCCUCCUCCACCACCUCCUCAUAGACGUCCACCACCUCCACCUCCUCAUAUAAACCCACCACCGCCUCCUCAUACACGCCCACCACCACCACCUCCUCCUCAUAUAAACCCACCACCGCCUCCUCAUACACGCCCACCACCACCACCUCCUCCUCAUACACGCCCACCACCAUCACCUCCUCCUCAUACACGCCCACCACCACCACCUCCUCAUACACGCCCACCACCACCACCUCAUACACGCCCACCACCUCCACCUCAUGUAUUUCCACCACCACCUUCACCAUCACCAGACAACCAUCCCACAGUCAUAAUCAUUGUGUUCGUCUCAUUGGGUGGUCUAUUCUUCCUUGCAUUCCUCUCAGUUGCUCUCUGUUGCUUCCUCAAAAAGAGAAAGAAGAAGAUGGUUCAGGAGACAGAUAUCAUAAAGGUCGACGAGCAUUUGACAGUGAAAGAGGCCAUUGUCCCAGGCCCACAUGGAGAGCAGGCUGUGGUGCUGUUUGUGGAUGAUGAUGUGCAUAUCCAAGAAGAGAUCAGAAAGAACGAGAAGUUUGGCCAAGGUCAUUUGCAUGGUAAGUCUGCCCAAGGCAUCACUAGCGCAAUUGGAAAGAAAAAGAAUAUGGUUCAAGAAACAGAAAUGGUAAAUGUCGAUGAACAUUUGAAGGUGAAGGAGGCGAUGCUGGCAGGACCACAUGGAGCACAAGCUCUGGCACUAUGCAUGGAAGAUGAUAAGCAUAUCCAUGAAGAGAUUAAAAAAAAUGAGAAGCUUGGUGAAGGUUUGCAUGGUAAGGCUGCCAAAGGCAUUACUGGUGCAAUUGGGAAGGGAAAGAAGAUGGUUCAAGAAACAGAAAUGAUAGAUGUGGAUGAACAUUCGAAGGUGAAGGAGGCGAUGCUGGCAGGACCACAUGGAGCACAAGCUCUGGCACUAUGCAUGGAAGAUGAUAAGCAUAUCCAUGAAGAGAUUUAAAAAAAUGAGAAGCUUGGUGAAGGUUUGCAUGGUAAGGCUGCCAAAGGCAUUACUGGUGCAAUUGGGAAGGGAAAGAAGAUGGUUCAAGAAACAGAAAUAAUCGAUGUGGAUGAACAUUCGAAGGUGAAGGAGGGAGUUAUAGCAGGCCCACAUGGAGAACAAGUUGUGUUACUAACCGAAGAGGAUGAUGUGCAUAUUCAAGAAGAGAUUAGAAAGAAUGAGAAGAUUGGUGAAGGUUUACAUGGCAAGUCUGCACAAGGCAUUACCGGUGCAAUUGAAAAGGGGGGAUACUCAUCCAUUUCCAAUCAUCGUCUUGGACACAAGGCCUGAGAAUCUUAUGCUGAAUUCCAGUGAAAUAUACAAAGUGGACUCUGAAUAAUAUGAUUUAUAUAUGUACUCUUUUCGCCUUUUGUUGGAAUACAAUUAUAGACAAUGAUCACUCACAAUGGUAUAGUCAAAGGUGCCAUUUUACAUC